This is a messenger RNA of Scophthalmus maximus (turbot), 1716 nucleotides long. Its product is annotated as C-X-C chemokine receptor type 1. NCBI's taxonomy places the organism in Eukaryota, Metazoa, Chordata, Actinopteri, Pleuronectiformes, Scophthalmidae. Gene Ontology annotation, cellular component: membrane. The transcript is spliced from 2 exons. Gene Ontology annotation, biological process: immune response; neutrophil chemotaxis; G protein-coupled receptor signaling pathway. Bases 159 to 1232 code for a protein of 357 amino acids. The record is from RefSeq and is a predicted model, not a curated record. Gene Ontology annotation, molecular function: C-X-C chemokine receptor activity.
ACACCUGACGCAAACUCUUAGUGCUGACGCAGACAAACGCAUGAAACAGGACAUUGGGUCAGAAAAAGAAGAAAAAAAACAUAUUGUAUCACUCAUAAAAGGACGCUCUGUUUGUGAAUCUGUUGUCAUCACAGCUACUACGUCCAAGUGCAGGAGUCAUGUCGAUCACCUAUGUCUUUCCUGACUAUUACUUUUACCAACUGAAUGACACUGUCCACAAGAAUCAAACGCUCUACAUUGAUCCUGCCACGUUAACAUGUGAGACGAAACCGCUGGAACCCACCGCAGCUGUGACCCUGUGUGUCAUCCUCGCUGUCAUCUUUUUACUGGCAAUACCAGGAAACCUGUUAGUGGGGUGGGUGAUCGUCACUAGCAGGAACGCCCUGACGCCAUCGGACGUGUACCUGUUUCACCUGACAUUAGCAGAUGGUCUGAUGGCCCUCGCCCUCCCAUUCUGGGCCGUAGCAUUGGUCCGAGGAUGGAUCUUUGGGGACUUCAUGUGCAAACUCCUCAGCCUCAUCGUUGAAGCAAACUUCUACACCAGCAUCAUCUUCUUGGCCUGUAUCAGCGUGGACCGUUAUCUUGUGAUCGUGCGCGCCAGCGAGACUCUCAAGAAUCGCCAGAGGAUGUGCAGCCGGCUCCUCUGUGCGGCAGUCUGGGCCCUCGGCUUGGCCCUCGGCCUGCCUGCCCUUUUCAACGAAGCCUCCAGGCUCAGCAAAGACUCGCACAGGGUGAUUUGCUCUGAAUCCUAUGACAUUGGAAGUGCCAGCUCAUGGAGGUUUGUCAUCAACGGGUUCCGCCAUAUUUUUGGCUUUUUGCUCCCUCUGGGUGUCAUGGUAGUCUGCUACAGCAUCACCAUGGCGAGGCUCAUGCGCACCCGUGGGUUCCAGAAGCACCGGGCCAUGAAGGUGAUCGUAGCCGUGGUGAUUGCAUUUCUGCUGUGCUGGAUGCCGUACCACAUAGUCAUGAUGGUAGACACGCUGCUGAGGGCCGAUGUGGUCCAGUUUGACUGUGCUGUGAGGAUGUCAGUGAACCUGGCCUUGGUUGCAACCAACAUUCUGGCUCUGCUCCACAGCUGCAUCAACCCAGUCCUCUAUGCAUUCGUGGGGGAGAAGUUCAGGAAAAACAUGAUGCUGCUUUUUCAUAGGAAAGUCAGAAAAGAGCUGGCGUCAUCAUUCAAGUUUAGCAGGUCAACCUCUCAGACCUCAGAGGGAAACAGAGCUGUUUUCUGAAACCUCCUGACCUUUUUAUGUACAUACCUCCCUAUUCAUUAAGGCUUCUUAUUCGAGAAGGAAUGAUGCUCUCCCAAAUCUUUCUCCCUUUCAGCCUGUGUAAAUAGAUUAUACACUGAUUUUAAAGACACAGCUAGUGUCACAAAAUUGACAAAGCAAUAAACCAAAAAAGUUUCCACUAUUGAAAAAUUGGAUGUCAAACUUGGAUUUGACAUACAGCAUAUCGUGGAUCUGUUGUGAUGGGCUUAUAUGUAUUUUCAAACAAUGUACAUAUGGUUGUAGACCAUCUUUUGUUGUGUCUCUCUUUGUUAAUGUGUAUAUAUAUAUAUCUAUGAUGUAUGUCAUAUAUAAGCUUUUAAGUGUGUAUAUAUAUUGUUGUGUUUUUCAGUAUAAGUAAAAAGAUCUUCCCUGAUAUUUAUUCCUGUCGACUUGUAGUUGAUUCAUAAUCGCAGGGUCUUCCUGAUCAAUAAAAUGAUUAAUCACU